GUCUGCAAUAUAAAAACGUGAAGGCAUUAUAAUGACGACCCAAACGCAAAUUAUCAGCUGAAUGAAAUCGAGGCUGAGCGCAGAAAAAACAUGGCGUCCAAAAAGAGAGAGACUCGUGGUCCAAAGUGGAAUUCAUUCGAGCUUAAACUGUUCGCACUUGUUCUUGCAGACGACGAAAAUGACUUUGCACUUACAUUGGAGUCUCUGGCACUAAAAAAAUCGGCCAACAUUCAUGUAUUUGAAAGUAUAAAAAAAGAAUUUGAUGAAAAGCUUCGAACACAAACGUUGGCAACUACUGAAACAACACAAAAUGAAACUGAGCAACCCUCUAAGUCCAGGAAAAAAGAAAAGCGAAAGACGAUCGAUACGUCAAUACCCAAGCUACGAGCAAAGUACAAAUGGAUGAAAGACAAGUGGAAACAAUACACUGAUAGAGCAAAGUCAGGAAGCGGGAAAGCAUCUUUCGACGAACCGGAAUGGUUUCACAUCAUAGACCCUAUACUAUCUGAAACCAACGCGAAAUUAAAACUUGCUACAAAAGCAGAUGAUCUGAACUCCAGUCUAAGCGAAGAUAGUGAUUAUGCUAAAAGUGACGAUGGGAAAGAAUUCGAAAGUAACAAAAUACAACUUUCAACAAGAGAUCUGCAGCCAAGUCCUUUAUCAAUUGGGUCAAACACCUCAUCUUUUGAUGGGACAGAAUCAACAAACCUGGAUCAAACCUGCUCCUCAGCAGAUGAGGAUGAAGGCAAUAACAGUUCUUCCAAUGCUAAAGAAGUAUCAAAGAAAGAGGCUGUGAAGUCCAGUGUAUUUGUGCAGCCCAAAAAACGUAAAGUGACUUCUCAAAAGGAUGCUAUUGCUAAACUGGCAUCCAGCUUUGAUAAUCUCCAAAAAUCACAGGAAAAACGCAUGGAAAUGUGGGCAGAAGCUGAACGAAAGAGAGAAGAAACUUUUCUACAGUAUCAAGAAAAACAAGCAGAGUUAAACAGACAGCAUGAAAUGCAACUCAUGGAGAUGAUGAUUCGCCUACAGCAUCCUGUCCAACACCCUUUGCAACCACAGCAAAAUGCUUCACCUUGGGUCAUACCUGAUGUUGCAUAUCCACUGAGUACCUUUAAUGAAGCAUCCUCUCCUCAGCCACACUAUACCAAUUUGGAUGGUUUUAAUAGAAAGGGUUAAAAAGGUUUAAAACCUUU
This is a messenger RNA of Dendronephthya gigantea, 1193 nucleotides long. RefSeq lists its product as uncharacterized. Lineage: Eukaryota; Metazoa; Cnidaria; Anthozoa; Malacalcyonacea; Nephtheidae. Bases 91 to 1176 code for a protein of 361 amino acids. The record is from RefSeq and is a predicted model, not a curated record. The transcript is spliced from 2 exons.